Molecule: messenger RNA, 1101 nt
Organism: Paramacrobiotus metropolitanus
Lineage: Eukaryota; Metazoa; Tardigrada; Eutardigrada; Parachela; Macrobiotidae
Product: chaperone protein DnaK-like
Exons: 1
Coding region: 1-1101 (366 amino acids)
Biological process (GO): protein refolding; cellular response to unfolded protein
Cellular component (GO): cytoplasm
Molecular function (GO): ATP-dependent protein folding chaperone; ATP hydrolysis activity; misfolded protein binding
Source: RefSeq, a predicted model, not a curated record
AUGGAAACGCAGCGACAGGCCACACUCAACGCGGCCCGACAAGCCGGUUUCCGCAAUGUCAGCCUGCUAAACGAGCCCACCGCAGCGGCCAUUGCGUAUGGCGGAGUGAUUGAUCAGCAGUGCACCGUUAUGGUUUUCGAUUUCGGUGGUGGAACCCUGGACAUUACGAUUAUGAAGGUUGAGGGUCGCGAGGAGUACCGCAUGCUGACCACGGAUGGGAACAUGUAUUUGGGUGGUGAGGAUUUUGACAACGAAAUUGUCCAGUAUUUUCUGGAGGAUAUCGAAAAGAAGACCGGGCACAAUCUGUCUGAGGAUAAUAAAGCCCGUGCACUGCUCAAACUGGUGGCGGAACAGGCAAAGAUUGCCUUGUCUAACGAUAUUCCGCGAUACCAUGAAACGGUUUAUUCGCUGGAAGCUCUUUUCGGCAUACAGUACGAGGCCGAGUUGACGAAGGAGACAUUUCAGGGAAUGUUCCAAGGUCUUCUGAAGAAAAUCCUCGAGCCCGUGAAGGGCGCUCUGGAGGCCACGCAGCUAACGGUGAAAGAUAUUGACCGUGUUAUUCUGGUGGGUGGCAGCUCAAAACUGCCCGCUGUGAAAUCGACCCUGGAAAAGUUUUUCGGUCGCAGCAACGUGGUGUGCGCUGACGCCAACCCCGAUGAAGCCAUCGCGCAUGGCGCCGCCAUUCAAUCGUACCGCCUAAACAACGGUCAGCCCAGCAACUUUCAGGAGGUCACCGCCUAUCCCUAUGGGAUCGAGGUGCUGCAUCGCAACUGGCUGUGGAGAACGACACGCAUAGCCGAACUGAUUCCCCGAGGACAGCCGUACCCGUACAAAACUACGGAAUGCUUCGAGACAGCCUACGAUAACCAGACCGCGGUGACGUUCCAGAUAUACCAGAGUAAGCGGGGAUUCCAUGUGGACAAGUUCAGAAUCGGCCUGUUUACUAUUCCUAACUUGCCGAAGCGGAUGAAAGGAGAAUGCCAGUUUGAGCUGACCUACGACAUCGACAGGAACAAUAUCUUGCACGCUACAACGCAAGGCCGCAACAACAUUGCUGAUUACAAAAAGAAUCUUGAUAUCCAGCUGGACAAUAUAGCAUGA